Debaryomyces tyrocola is the source of this 789-nucleotide messenger RNA. The record is from the annotation of a GenBank genome assembly. Lineage: Eukaryota; Fungi; Ascomycota; Pichiomycetes; Serinales; Debaryomycetaceae.
AUGGAUCCGUGGUAUACUGAGUUGAGUCGAAGUGGAGGAACAAGCGAUGGAGCAGACAGCGAGUCUAAUAGAGAGCCAAAUGUGAAUGAAACUCCUCAUGUACCGAUUUAUCAACAGUUCAUGUCACCCGGAGAUGCUAAUUUGGAACAACCAAUGCUGUUGGGGAUUUCUUCGGCGCAGGCUAUGCAAGCAACAGAAUCACAGUCGAUGCCAAUACAAAGUGCGUUACUGAUUCCUCCACAAAACAUAGACCAACUGGGCGAGGGAGGUAUAGCACAAUAUUCUGCAUCGCUAGAUCACGCAUCAAGCCCGUAUGGUCCUUCCGGCGCAUUCGCUAGCAUGGGCAAUGCAAAUAUUCCGCUGACAAUAGCGACGAAUAUGAUGGUGCCAAACCCUGAUACAGAACAACAUACUCCAGAGCAACCUAAACCGUAUAAUACCAUCCCUACUAUACUGUCCAAAAAGAAUACUCGACGGUAUUCACGGUCAUCCGACAGUCACCAUGGCUCUCCAAUAGACGAAUCUGUCGAAACACAUGCGACCAAACCUAUCACUAAACGAUCAAGGAUGGGCUGUCUUACUUGCAGGCAAAGAAAGAAGAGGUGCUGUGAAAAAAGGCCCCUGUGUACCGAGUGCCUGAGAUUGGGUCUAGAUUGUAUUUGGCCAGUACCAGGAACUGAACAUAGGAACAAGUCAAGAGAUUCCCGGAGCGAUAGGGACACCAUUGAACAUGAAGCUUUUGGCAAAAUUAAGGUUCUACGAGGUAUUGUUGAAUACAAAAGUAAAUAA